Molecule: messenger RNA, 2006 nt
Organism: Cololabis saira (Pacific saury)
Lineage: Eukaryota; Metazoa; Chordata; Actinopteri; Beloniformes; Belonidae
Product: urea transporter 1
Exons: 8
Coding region: 323-1474 (383 amino acids)
Biological process (GO): urea transmembrane transport
Cellular component (GO): membrane
Molecular function (GO): urea transmembrane transporter activity
Source: RefSeq, a predicted model, not a curated record
CGGAGGUGACUGAGCAGAGUAGGGGCAAGUGACGGACGGAUCUUCCUCUCCUUAACUACAGUUGAUGGUGUUGAACUUUGUUCCUCUCUGGCACGGAAAGCUGAGUGAAUACAUUACCCACCAGUUUAUAAGUCACCCCCUCUAAACUUCAAUGGUGAGGGAGGAAGAAGAAGAGGAGAAGGGAAUUAACCAGAGGGAAGUGGCUGUCUCCACACACAGAGCAGAAGAACAAGCUGAGGGCCUGCAAAGAAAAGGAGGACGAUAAGGUUUUCUAGAAAAAAGUAAAGCAUAUUUGGAGAAAGGAAGUCCUGUAGCUGCAGGCAUGUGGAUGGAAACCAAAGCAGAGGCGGAGGAGGCCAGAAGGAGUCAUGCCAGCUUCCAUAAACGUGUGUUGAAAGGUCUGCUGCGCUGCUCUGGAGACAUGGAGCACUUGGACCAAUUCAUGCAAGACAAGCCGUUUGUGCUGCAGCUGGCUGUGUGGGUGCUGAGAGGGGUGACCAGGGUGAUCCUAGCUAACAACCCGCUGAGCGGUGCACUCAUCCUGGCUGCCCUGUACUGGUCUUCCCCCUGGCAGGGCCUGCUGGGAACGCUGGGCGCACUGGCGUCCACGCUUACAGCUGUCAUUAUAGGACAAGACAGUGCUGAUGUGGCGGGAGGUCUUCACGGUUUUAACGGCAUGUUGGUGUCUCUGCUGAUGGGAGUGUUCAGUUCAGCUGGAAACUGGUACUGGUGGCUGCUGCUGCCCGUCUGCCUGGGGUCGGCUACAUGUGUAUUCCUCUUCAGUGGGAUUUCAACAUUGUUGCACCGCUGGGACUUGCCAGCUGCCGUGUUUCCCUUCAACAUCGUCAUCGUCCUUUACCUCUUUUGUACCGGUCCAGACAACCCCUAUUUUCCUCAUCAUCUGGCUACACCACCAGGGAUGCUGGAGCCCAAUGGCACAGAGCUCAUUGCAGUAAAGGUUCUGCGAGGCAUCCCUCUUGGUGUGGGCCAGAUCUUUGCCUGCGGAGCACUCGGGCCCGCCCUUCUCAUUCUGGGAGCCGUCGUUCUCUACUCACCCCUGCUGGCCGUCCACGCUCUGCUGGGAUCAGCGGUCGGAACGCUGGCUGGUUUAUCAAUGGCAGUACGUCAUGAGUCGCUGUACUCGGGUCUCUCAGGGUUCAACGGCGCUCUGGGCUGCAUGGUUGUUGGAGGACUCUUCUUCACCUUCAGCUGGAGAACACACCUCUUUGCCAUCGCUUGUGCCUUCCUCUCUGCGUACGGUGACAUUGCUCUGAGCAACAUGCUGGGAGCGGUGGGCCUCCCAGCAUGCAGCUGGUCAGCAACAUUAACAACCACUCUUAUGUUGCUGUUGACUGGCAGUUUAGCAACGUACCGCAUCCCCAUUGGUCAAGUCAGGGCCCCUGAACGCAACCUGCGCUCCCGCAGCCAAUGGGAAGCUGGGAACACAGAAGACAGGGAGAGCACGGAUGUGUAGUGUGAGAGCGCACUUGCAGAGUGUUGCAUCAGCAUUUCAUCACGUUCAUCACGAGAUGGAUGGACUUGACCAAAGAAGCAUCUUUAUGAUUUACAUGUAGAACUUUCUGAGGUCCACGCGGCUGGAAGUCUUUGAAGUUUGCCCACAGGCUGUCAGUAUAUCUCCAACAACGAAAUGUUGCAAAGAAAAAAAAGAAACUCUGCUUUUAAACACAACUAUUUUUAUUAAAUGUAUUCAUUUUUUUUCUUUCCAAAUUGUGUUCCCUUUUUUAUUACUUGUUCCUCACUGUGAAACAUUACAAAGAAACAACAAAAGAAAAUAAAACAGGCCAUUUAAAGGAGAAAGGAAGCUUAAUUUGUUAAACAUGGAAAUCAACAAGACAGUUCAAUAAAAUAAUUGUUUUAAAAUGACAGUUUUUCUUUUAUCAUUAAUAAAAACCAAUGAUAUAUAUUUUUUCAAGUCUGUCAUUACCCUGCAUAGACAUGCCACACUGGAAGUCCUUGUGAAAGGAUAGUUCAUGUAGCACAAUGCU